CUGUGUUCAUCCAGCUCGACACCUUGUUAUCUCAGAUUCUCCAGCAUCUGCAGUUCCCACUAACUCAGAUGCUCAUUGCCUGGCACUCAAUCUGAGCUUGACCGCUGCUUGUCAUCCUCUGAGAUCAGUAUAAUUCAGAUCAGUAGUUUCGUUUCUGCACUGGCGGAGCGAGGAUGCCUUUAAAUUUAAAAAAAGAGUCCGAAACAUUACAGGAACUGAAAUAACAAGCUGAAAGUGAAACAAUCUGCGACAGAGAGCGAGCAGAGUCCAGAGAGAGAGAGAGAGCGAGCAAUUCCAUUUCAGCAGGUCCUGCCGCUCCAGGCUGGAGCCUCUCUGCUCACCCGUCAGUGGAAAUGGCCCAGUACCUGAGUGAUGAUGAGGUUGGAGGAGAGAGGAAGAGCGAGCUUGGCGUUGAGUUAACAUGCGGAGUCUGCAUGGGAAUCUAUCGGGAGCCUGUGCGUCUGCCCUGUGAGCACAGCUUUUGCAAAGUCUGCAUUGACCAGGUCUUUGCAGGUGUGGAGCCAGGGUCAGAUUACCGUUGCCCCAUCUGCAGGCAGUCCUACCAGAACAAGCCAAAGAUAACCAAGCACCUGGCCCUGGUCAGGCUAGCAGAGGCCUACAACAAGAUGAUGAACAAUAAACAGUGUCCUGCGUCCUUGGAGGAGGUGGAGGAUUCACACACAGCUGCUGCAAACAACCUGGGAGGGAGAGCCUGUCGGAUUCACUCUGAGGAAGAGGUGACUCAUCUGUGCUUCAAGGAAUGGGAGCUCCUGUGCCCCUUGUGCAUAUCGAGUAAUCAACACGAGGGUCACACUGCCACACCAUUGGUUCAGGUCACCAAAGACUGGAAGAAAAUGGUGCCAAAUAUUGUCGAGAGUCUGGAGGAAAAUCAUGCAAAGUUGUCUGUACAGGUCAUGCAGUACAUGGAGCUGGAGGAGAAAGCAAAGGAGGAGAUCUCUGAUGCCAAGGAUAGGACUAAAAGUCAGAUUGAUCGCCUGAUCCAGUUCCUGCAGAAUGAGAAGGAGCGGCUGAUGAUUGACAUGCAGCACGUUGGGAAUGACCACCUGGAUUCCAUCCACGGCCUCCAGGCAGAGGCCACCCACAGGCUGGAGCACUGUGAGAACACCAUGCAAUCAGUUCGGGAAGCAUUCAGGCUUCAGGACAACAUCGAGUUUGUCAAAGGUAUGAUGGAUUUUAUGCAGAGGAUGGCAACACUGGUCGUUUCCCCAGACGAUGAGAUUGUUCAACCCAGCCUGAAUUUUGAUGGGAUCCCUUUACCUUCGGUCCUUCAAACAUGGAAAAAUGAGGAUGUGGAGGAGGAGGAGAAGGAGGAGCAGGAGGAGGAGGAGGAGGAGGAUGACGAUGAUGAUGAUGAUGAUGAUGACGACGACGACGACGAUGACAAUGAAGAUGAUUUGUUGGUCAAUGACGCUGAUGAAAAUGAGGAUUUUUGUCAACUGCAAUCUUUACUUAAUCUGGGUUUGCUUUAAAUAGAGAAAGUUGAUUAGAAUUACAAA
This is a messenger RNA of Rhincodon typus (whale shark), 1517 nucleotides long. Its product is annotated as tripartite motif-containing 13-like. The record is from RefSeq and is a predicted model, not a curated record. Bases 354 to 1490 code for a protein of 378 amino acids. Lineage: Eukaryota; Metazoa; Chordata; Chondrichthyes; Orectolobiformes; Rhincodontidae. Gene Ontology annotation, molecular function: zinc ion binding. The transcript has 7 exons.